Molecule: messenger RNA, 401 nt
Organism: Thamnophis sirtalis
Lineage: Eukaryota; Metazoa; Chordata; Lepidosauria; Squamata; Natricidae
Source: RefSeq, a predicted model, not a curated record
GUUGGCUGGCGAAUAAACAUGGCCAUCAGUUGCCGAGGACAGAUGCCCAUGAGAAGAUGUUGGAAGCCUUCAUGAAGGAAAUGAAAGCAGAAAGCAUCAAGCAAUUUCUUCACAAUUUCACCCAGCAGCCUCACUUGGCUGGCACGCAGGAGAAUCUACGCCUAGCUGAACAGAUACAAGCCAACUGGAAAGCAUUUGGCUUAGACUCGGUCCAAAUGGCUCCUUACGAUGUUCUGCUUUCCUACCCCAACAAGACGAAUCCUAAUUAUAUCUCGCUCAUUGAUGAGCGUGGCCAAGAGAUUUUCAACUCAUCACUCUCUGAGCCUGUUCCUGCAGGAUAUGAGACCGUUGAAGACAUUGUCCCACCCUAUAGUGCUUUCUCGGCCCAGGGUGAGCCAGAG